This is a messenger RNA of Xiphias gladius (swordfish), 1743 nucleotides long. RefSeq names its product P2Y receptor family member 8 (gene p2ry8). Gene Ontology annotation, cellular component: membrane. Lineage: Eukaryota; Metazoa; Chordata; Actinopteri; Istiophoriformes; Xiphiidae. Gene Ontology annotation, molecular function: G protein-coupled receptor activity. Bases 117 to 1175 code for a protein of 352 amino acids. The transcript has 3 exons. Gene Ontology annotation, biological process: positive regulation of Rho protein signal transduction; phospholipase C-activating G protein-coupled receptor signaling pathway. The record is from RefSeq and is a predicted model, not a curated record.
UUAGCAGUCACAUUAUUCACACCUCAAUCUGCAUCUAGCACUCACAUGUCUACCUUCCUCCUGUCUUGUUUUCCUCCGUGUUCGUAAAGGUAAUCAGCGGCCCUUCCAAUCCAGUCAUGACGGGCAUUCACAACGGCACCAAGCUAGACAACGCCACCCUUUAUCUGUUUAUGAAUGUAAACACCAGCAUCCUCAUUUCUGUCAGCUACAUGAUCGUCACUGCCAUUAACAUAGUGGGAAAUGGUAUUUCUAUUUGGCUCCUCCUCUUCUUUACCUCGCCCAAGACGCCCUCCAUCAUCUUCAUGAUUAAUCUCACCCUCACCGACUUGGCCCUCGGCGCUGCCCUGCCCUUUCAGAUUGCCUACCAGCUCCAAGGAUACAACUGGAAUCUGGGACCCAUUAUGUGCAGUUUCUUGACGCUCGUCUUCUACAGCAAUAUGUACUGUUCCGUCCUGACCAUGAUGGCCAUCAGUAUUGACCGCUACCUGGGCAUCGUCCGGCCCAUGCUGUUCAGACAGAUCAAGAGGAGGAAGUCCGUCGCUGUCAUCAGUUGCCUCCUCAUGUGGGGUUUGGUCCUGAGCACUCUGUACCCGCUGAUGACUACAGACUUGACCUUUGAAAUUCCUGACCUCGGGAUCACCACAUGCUUCGAUGUGCUGAAGAGAAACAUGCUCCCGUCCACGGGGGCCUGGGCAGCCUUCCUCUUCAGCAUGCUGUUCCUCCUCUUCCUCCUCCCUUUCUGUGUCACAACAUUCUGCUAUCUAAGUGUCAUACACAAACUGGCUAGAGAUUCCAAGACAGCCCAGAAGAAGAGAGCGAUACGUCUGGCUUUCAUUGUUCUCCUGGUCUUCAUCUUUUGCUUUGCACCCAACAACAUCCUGCUGUUGACUCACACUGUGCUGAGACUCUUCUAUAAGGAGUCUGUGUACACGGCCUACAAACUGUCCCUCUGUUUCAGCUGCCUGAAUAGCUGCCUCGAUCCGUUCAUUUACUACUUUGCUUCCAAGGAUUUCAGACAAAAGCUGAGACAGAUAAUGAAUCUGCAGAGCCUGAGUAGUGCGGACUCAAUGAAGAUGGAGCAUAAAGAGACUGUUUACUCGACACAGUGCAUGCUUACAGGUCAAGUGAGAGAACACAACGAGAUGUCUUUGAUGCAACGGCACACCAUAGCAUAGAGACAGGGAAUGUGAGAAAAGGGAAAAAAGAGUGAGAUAGUUGUGAGAAAGGAAGUGAGAGAAAAGGUACUCAGAGGUAGUCCUGACUGUUAAAAGCUGUUACAACAUAUUUCCUUUGGACAAAUUGCUAAAUAGUUUUACUGCAGUUUUUUAUUUGCACCACAGAACAAAUUAACCUGUACCACAGUCUAGUCUCCUUGCCAAAAUGAAUCUUUAUUUCUGUUUUACCGUAUGUGGGUUGUUUUUUUGUUUGUUUGUUUUAAAGAAUGAGCAACCAUUCAUUGUCUGUUUAUUUUAUUUUAUUUUAUUAUUUUAAUAUCUGACACAAGCUUCAUAAUAGUUAAAGAACAAAUAUAACAGAUACUGACAAAAAAAUAUGUAGCAUGCACACAUAUAAAUAAAAUGUGAAUAAAGUGUUUGUAUUUCAUUAGCCUUUCACUGGCUGAACAUAGAUGACUUUUCAACAUUUUUACCUCUGUACCUCUGUUUAUAUACGAAUGACUAUAGCUUCCUUUUCACCUUUCUAACUCUUUUGACGUCCCUGUUCUUAUUUUUAUUUACUUUUUUU